CCCGAGAAACAACAUAAAAACAAACUCUCACUUUGUCCUAAAACGAGUGUUUUAUUUAUCAAUAUUUUUAGUUUUGGACUUUUUUUUAAUAUAAAAAUGUUUUAAUUAUUUACUUAAACUAACAAUGCAGUUAAUAAUCAUCAGAGCUUAAAGAUAACUGUAGUUCCGCUUCGGACGAAAGAAGAAAACAUGGCCGCGUCCUUCAGCUGCGGCGGGAAGCUGCUGAACGUCUUCGCUCGGUCCAGCUCGCUGUGCAGCAGAAGUCUCCACGUGACCGCCGCCUGCUGCAAGAAUCGAGCGGCUCGGGUCCGAGUGGGGAAAGGAGACAAGCCGCUGACCUACGAGCAGGCGCACCCGCCGCAUCAGAUCGCCCACCGCAAAGGAUGGCUGUCGCAGCACUGCAGUAACCUCAAAGGAGAAGAGGGGGCGGCCGACCGCACCGUGGAGGACAUCUUCCUCCGCAGGUUCAUGUUCGGGACCUUCCACGGCUGCCUGGCCAAUGAGAUCGUCAUCAAAAGGCGGGGCAACCUGCUGGUGAUCUGCGCGCUGAUGCUGCAGAAGCUCCCGCCGCAGAAGUUCUACUUCCUGAUUGGUUACUCCGAGUCGCUGCUGUCACACUUCUACAAAUGUCCCGUCAAGCUGGAGCUCCAGACUCUGCAGGAGAAGGCCGUGUACAAGUACCUGUGAUGGAACUGUGUGGUACUCGUGGGUACACAGCAGUACUACGACUCCUGCUGAGCUUCUGUGAAGAAACCAUCAUGGACACUGUAAAGAUAUGGAGGGCGGGGCCUGGAGAGUUCCACUUAUAUUUGAAAAUGUUCCUCAAAUUAACUAAAUGUCACAGAGUUUGGUGAAAAAAGAAAAGUGAAGCAUCACUUCCUGUUUGUUUUUGUUUGUUUUUAAAUAAACUUCUAGGGAGACGUUUAAAAAUCCUAAGAUUCACUGGUGUCUCCAUCCCAAAGAUUCUGAGCUGUCGCAGAAGUCCACAGAUACAUUUCUGAGGUGUUGCACUUUUCUCAAAACCAAGUAACUCUGAGCUGUUGUAGGUGUUAAAAAACACAGGGAUUGAGAGCUGUCACAGUAAUCUCAAACUUAAAGGUGUCACAAGUGUCAAAGUUUCAGAGCUGUCGCAGUUGUCUCUAAACCCGAAGAGUCUCAGCAGUCUCUUGUUUCAACA
Oryzias melastigma (Indian medaka) is the source of this 1177-nucleotide messenger RNA. RefSeq names its product mitochondrial ribosomal protein S24 (gene mrps24). Lineage: Eukaryota; Metazoa; Chordata; Actinopteri; Beloniformes; Adrianichthyidae. Bases 190 to 687 code for a protein of 165 amino acids. The record is from RefSeq and is a predicted model, not a curated record. Gene Ontology annotation, biological process: translation. The transcript is spliced from 4 exons. Gene Ontology annotation, cellular component: mitochondrion.